AUGGACAUAACCGACCGGGAGGCCUUGAUGGGGGCAUUGUCUAGCAUGAAGAAAAUUACCCCCUUCAAGAGAGAGCUGAACCGAAAACCCCCGUCCAGCUAUAAGGAAAUCCUUGCACGAGCGCAAGGCUACAUAAACGCCGAGGAAGCAGAUGCGAAUGACCUUGAGCACAGGUCCAAUAAGAACAAGGGGACCGAACAAGGGUCGAUGCCAGCAAAGCAUGAUGGAAAAAAGUUCCACGGCGACGUCGGCCACCACACCAACGAUUACGCCGAUCUUAAGGAUGAGAUCGAGAGAGUAAUCCGCGAUGGGAGGCUGCAGGAGUUCAAAGCCGAGCGAAUACCUAGAAACGAUGGCCACGGCGGCCAGAAUGACAGUCGACGCCGAGACGAUAACCAGCGCCCAGAGGACCGAGAACCCGCCGGCGUCAUACGAACUGUCCUCGGCGGCCUUUAUAUAGGAGGAGACUCAAGGAUAUCUCAGAAGGACUACGUCCACGAGGCCAGAGGGGUUUACCAGGAAAGGUUCUGGAGUGUCUCCGCCGCAAAAACACCAAUAUUCAGCAUCACUGAUGUAGCGUUUAACGAGGACGACGCCAGCGAAGUCCACUUCCCCCACAACGACGCGUUGGUGAUAGAAGCUAUGAUCGGGAACCAUACUGUGUGCCGGAUCCUAGUGGACAACGGGAGCUCAGUAGACCUCCUAUACUCCGACUGCCUGGAAAAGAUGGGGAUUCCAAAGGAGCAGCUAGAAAAGACCUCCAGGCCGUUGUAA
Molecule: messenger RNA, 774 nt
Organism: Morus notabilis
Lineage: Eukaryota; Viridiplantae; Streptophyta; Magnoliopsida; Rosales; Moraceae
Exons: 2
Coding region: 1-774 (257 amino acids)
Source: RefSeq, a predicted model, not a curated record